This is a messenger RNA of Mercurialis annua (annual mercury), 1374 nucleotides long. RefSeq lists its product as uncharacterized. Lineage: Eukaryota; Viridiplantae; Streptophyta; Magnoliopsida; Malpighiales; Euphorbiaceae. The coding region runs from base 170 to 1330 and encodes 386 amino acids. The transcript has 7 exons. The record is from RefSeq and is a predicted model, not a curated record.
AUUCGCUGCCCUCAUCCUUCAUCGUCCUCCGCCGCCGUGAAUCCGCCUCUGCCGUCUACAUUCCGCCCCCGCUGUCCAGUUAAAGGUUUGAUAGCCGUCAGUUGGUUGCAGCGGUCCGACAUUCCUUAUCGAUCCUUUUUAUCUGUUGCGGUUCUGCUCUCCAACAAGUAUGAGGGGUCGAGGCUCAGGCGGAGGCUCAGGCCGAGGAUCAGGCCGAGGAUCAGGCCGAGGACGGGGGGACCCUACCGAGCCCGUUGAGGAGCAGCAUCGUGAGGAGGCUGGAGGACCUGUUCAGCCUUUGCAGAAGCGUGAGGCAGGCGAGCCCCUGGCCAUUUUGGACAACCAGGGUAGGGCGAUGGUUCGUCCGGACCCUAGCAGGACAAUGUUGCUGGACUCUGGGCCUGUUUCUCGGGCUAUCCGGGAUAUUUUCAGGCAGUGCUGGUUCGAGACUGGAUCAUCAUGGCGCUUUCUGACAACGGACCAGAGGGAGUUCUAUUUUCAGGAAUUUCAGAAGAAGUUCUGGUGGGAUGACUCUGCGUACAGCGAGGAGGUAAUCAGACGGGUCUUCAUGACCCAUGCAGCCACCCGGUACAAAGACAACAUCCACAAGAUGAGGAAAAUGCAAAAGAAGCAUACAUCUGUGAAUCAGGAGAUCUGGGAAGACUGGAAUGCAUUUUGGGACACAGAGAAGGAGAAAAAGAAGUCAGAGACAGCCCGGGCAAACCGGAUGAGUGAGCCUGCGGGCCCUGGUUCCGGUCCUGUCCGUCAUACCGGGGGAUCUCGCUCUGCUAUCAAGCAUAUGGAUGUGAUGGCUAAGGAGCUCGGCCGGAAGCCGACUGCGACAGAGCUGUACAGUCGCCUUCAUAAAACGAAGGCUGAGAAGAAACCAGUCGACAAGAGAGCUCAGGAUAUGACUGACGCCAUCGCUGAGAGGCUUGCUGCUGCGACACAGUCGCCGACCGGAGAGGGGAGCACCUCGAGUCCUGUGGAUGAGACGCAGAUAUUUAUGGAUAUCGAGGGCGUCAACAAGAAGCAUCGGGUGUACGGCCUGGGUUCGGCUACCAGCAGAUAUGUAGGCCCGAGUAUCAGACCGCAGAGAGGCAGCUCUUCACGAACAUCACAGCAGGCGGAUGAGGAGGUCGAGCGCCGUGUGCAGGCCGGCAUCCAGGAGGGCCUGCGGCAGGUUGAGCAGCGGUUGGCGGCGCAGCAGGCCAGCAUGGCACAGAUGAUACGUGAUGAGAUUGCACGGAUGAUGCCGAAUCUCCCACCAGAGUAUCAGCCACAGUUUCCCCCUCCUCCGCCAGACGGUGGCGACACUACAGAUUUGUAGUUUCCUGUUUAUUUUGUUUUCUAAAAUAUAUUAUGUACGAUGUU